GUCAGGGCCGUUCAAUUCAUGUUAGCGAAUUUUUAACCGAUAUUUGUGGUCGACUUAUGCUUCCUGAUGAAAUACAACUAUUGGAUGAGCUUCCUAGAGAAGCCUGUGUCAUUACAUACCCCGGCAAAAAUGGAGAUGGAUGGUGGAAGUCUGAGGACUUGAUUAACCAGAUAAUCAACCACGCUAUUCCCAUAUUCAAAGCAUGUUUUCUAGGAUACCAAGUCUUGUUUACAUUUGACAAUGCAACAAGCCAUGCUAUUUUUUCACCUGAUGCACUUGUCGCCAACUAUGUGAACCUUGGUCCUGCUAGAAAACAAGAGAAACUACGUAGCACAUCAUAUUUUCGUGAGGAAAUAAGAUAUGACCAGGAUAUGAUUUUUUCAUCAGACUAUCGUAUUCCUGAGUUAUAUAGAGAAGCUAAAAGAUUAAGAGAAGUUCUAAGAGAGAGAGGAUUGUGGCCAGAAAAAGGAUUAAAAUUAAAAGAAGCACGAGAAUUAAUAAGUCAACAACUAGACUUUUUGGCACAAUAA
This is a messenger RNA of Racocetra persica, 530 nucleotides long. The record is from the annotation of a GenBank genome assembly. NCBI's taxonomy places the organism in Eukaryota, Fungi, Glomeromycota, Glomeromycetes, Diversisporales, Gigasporaceae.